AUGCCGUCAAUUCUCUCCGACGCCGACAAAGAGACGGUCAAGCGCACCGUCCCUAAAGCUUCAAACAAGAUCCAAGCUGUGGCUGUCGCUCGACUUUACGUGGCCCAUCCUAACCAUAAACGAUGGACGUACACGGGUCUCCAGGGGGCUGCGGUUCUCUCCAACGACCUCGUGGGGAACACCUUCUGGAUCAAACUCGUCGAUAUCUCGCCUGCGAAUAGAGGAGUCAUCUGGGAUCAAGAAAUCUACGAUACCUUCCAAUAUAACCAGGAUCGCACCUUUUUCUAUUCGUUCGAGUUGGAACAAUGCAUGGCGGGCUUGUCAUUUGCCGACGAGAAGGAGGCCCGCCAGUUCAAGAAGAAGAUGGAUGAGCGGGAAAAGAAUGCUAGCAAACACACCAAGGCACAACCUUUCGCUUCAGCCCCCGGCGGAGGCCAGGUCUUCGUUCCUGGGGGAUCGCACAAACACUACAGCAGAGUGGGCAACUUCUUUCGUGGCCACAGGCACAGCUCCAACCCUAUCCAGACACAACAACCGCAGGCGGUUGCUCCCCAACCCAUCUACAGCCCGAUCACCUCGAAUCAUUCUCCGAACAUCGUAGGGGGAAUUGAUCUGGCUGAUCCAUCGUGGAGACCGAUUCUGGACGAGCUUCUUGUGAUGGGUAUCACUGAAGACCAAAUCGAACAGAAUGCCGACUUCAUCAAGAGUUACGUCGAGAAGAAGCAGGCCGAGGAAAUGGCAAGUUCUAUCGCCCAUGCCCUACCUUUGACUUCUGAGACGCGGUCAAGAGCUCCUCCACCUCCGCCUCCUGCAGCGCCCCCUGCUCCAAGAAUCAGCCCGGAGAAUACGGGUACCACGGCUUCGUCGAGCCGUCGAGGUCCUCCGCCAGCACCGCCGCCAUCGCGAAGACCUGCCCCUGGGAGGGCAUCGUCGCCCCCAAGGUCAAGUUCUCCUCCUCGGACACCAUCUCCGGCUCCCACUCCGCAACUAAGAUUUCGAGCGCCUCCGCCCAUCGCAGACGCAGGCAAAUACGCCGUCAAAGAAGGUCCAGCAGUUUAUACCUCAGGCCGGAAUCGUGCCUCCUCGGGUUCCCUUGCAAAUCCAGGUCCGCCGCCGCCGCCUCGACCCCCGAAGGCGCCCAUCGAAGAGGAGCCUGUCGGGAUGUUUAAGGUACCUCCCCCGUUUACAGGAGAACGUAAAUCCUCAGCUCCUCCCCCUCCACCAAGUCGUGGACCUGUUCCACCGCCCCCUCCUAGCCGGGAAAGCUAUACACCUUCUGCUCAGAUCGUACCACCGCCAUUGCCGCCCAAAGCAGGACCGUCACCAUCUCACACAACCGCUCCUGCUGCUAUCCCGCCUCCGCCACCACCUCCACCGCCGGGGCGGAAUAAUCCUCCGCCAUUACCACCCCCCAACACUCGUGCAGUUCCUCCUCCCCCUGCGGGAGCAGGGCCACCUCCGCCUCCACCUCCACCUCCUCCCCCAAUGCCCUCUUCAGCAGGACCACCACCACCUCCUCCUCCUCCUGCCCCUCCGAUGCCCUCUUCUGCAGGGCCUCCACCUCCUCCUCUUCCUUCAUCCUCUGGACCGCCUCCUCCCCCUCCUCUACCCGCUUCAGGGGCCGCCCCAGCCCCUCCUCCCCUGCCUCCCGUCGGAGGGGGUGGGCGCGAUGAUCUUCUCGCCGCAAUUCGCAGCACUGGAGGAACAACUAGCGGCCGUCUGCGCCGAGUUAACGACGCCGAAAAGCGUGACCGUUCGGCCGCGAUGGUGCCAGGAGCAGAUUCUAGCGCUGCCCCUCCACCUCCUGGUGCGCCUGGAACCCCGGCCGGAGGCUCAGAUGCACAGGGUGGACUUGCAAGUGCGCUAGAGGCAGCUCUCAACCAAAGAAAGAAGAAAGUCAGCGGGAGCGAUGACGAGAAGGACGACGAUGAUGACUGGUAA
This is a messenger RNA of Capronia epimyces CBS 606.96, 1941 nucleotides long. RefSeq lists its product as uncharacterized. NCBI's taxonomy places the organism in Eukaryota, Fungi, Ascomycota, Eurotiomycetes, Chaetothyriales, Herpotrichiellaceae. Bases 1 to 1941 code for a protein of 646 amino acids. The transcript has 2 exons. The record is from RefSeq and is a predicted model, not a curated record. Gene Ontology annotation, molecular function: actin binding.